This is a messenger RNA of Apus apus (common swift), 7994 nucleotides long. It is a transcript of the gene SMG5, whose product is annotated as SMG5 nonsense mediated mRNA decay factor. Gene Ontology annotation, cellular component: telomerase holoenzyme complex. The transcript is spliced from 22 exons. Gene Ontology annotation, biological process: nuclear-transcribed mRNA catabolic process, nonsense-mediated decay. The coding region runs from base 119 to 3268 and encodes 1049 amino acids. NCBI's taxonomy places the organism in Eukaryota, Metazoa, Chordata, Aves, Apodiformes, Apodidae. Gene Ontology annotation, molecular function: telomerase RNA binding; telomeric repeat DNA binding; protein binding. The record is from RefSeq and is a predicted model, not a curated record.
GGCAGGGGCAGCCAUGGCGGCCGCGCGGGGCCGGGGCCCGGGGCGAGCGGGGCGGCCCGGCCGGGGCUGCCGGGGCUGAGCGGCCCGGGCCGGCCCGGCCCUGCUGACAGCGGCAGCCAUGAGCCAGGGCGGCGGGGCCACCGGCGAGAGCGGCGAGCCGGAGGCCAAGGUGCUGCACACCAAGCGGUUGUACCGAGCAGUGGUGGAGGCUGUUCAUCGACUGGAUCUCAUCCUUGGGAACAAGGCAGCGUAUCAAGAAGUGUUCAAGCCCGAGAACAUCAGCUUGAGGAACAAGCUGCGGGAGCUCUGUGUGAAGCUGAUGUUCUUGCACCCAGUGGACUAUGGAAGAAAAGCAGAAGAGUUGCUCUGGAGGAAAGUUUACUAUGAAGUUAUCCAGCUCAUUAAAACCAAUAAAAAGCACAUCCACAGUCGGAGCACCCUGGAGUGUGCGUACCGGACCCACCUGGUUGCUGGGAUAGGGUUCUACCAGCACCUGCUCCUCUACAUCCAGUCCCACUACCAGCUGGAGCUGCAGUGCUGCAUCGACUGGACACACGUCACGGACCCACUCAUCGGCUGCAAGAAACCUGUGUCUGCAUCAGAGAAGGAGAUGGAGUGGGCCCAGAUGGCAUGUCACAGAUGUCUGGUGUAUCUGGGAGAUUUAGCUCGUUACCAGAACGAACUGGCCGGGGUGGACACGGAGCUGCUGGCCGAGCGCUUCUACUAUCAAGCCCUUUCUGUUGCCCCACAAAUUGGCAUGCCCUUCAACCAGCUGGGGACACUGGCAGGGAGCAAAUACUACAACGUGGAGGCCACCUACUGCUACCUGCGCUGCAUCCAGUCUGAAGUGUCCUUUGAAGGUGCCUUCGGGAACCUGAAGCGGUUGUAUGACAAGGCAGCCAAAAUGUAUCACCAGCUGAAGAAGUGUGAGACCAGGAGGUUGUCUCCAAGCAAGAAAAGAGGCAAAGACAUUAAGAGGUUGCUGGUGAGCUUUAUGUACCUGCAGAGUCUUUUGCAGCCAAAGAGCAGCUCUCUGGAUUCUGAGCUGACAUCCCUCUGCCAGUCAGUGCUGGAGGACUUCAACCUGUGCUUGUUCUACCUGCCCUCUCCUCCUAACCUGAGUUCCACGAGUGAAGAUGAAGAGGAGUAUGAGAGUGGCUACUCCUUCCUUCCUGAUCUCCUCAUCUUCCGCAUGGUGAUCAUCUGCCUUAUGAGUGUCCACAGCCUCAAGAGGGCAGGUUCCAAGCAGUACAGCGCGGCCAUCGCCUUCACCCUGGCCCUCUUCUCCCACCUCAUCAACCACGUCAACAUUCGCCUGCAGGCAGAGCUAGAGGAGGGGGAAAAUCCAGUUCCAGCCUUUCAGAGUGAUGGCACAGAUGACCAGGAGCCAAGGGAGCCACUGAACUCGAUUGAGAAGGAAGCUGAAGCUGACCUGGCCAAUCAUCAGCCCAGCGAGGAGCAGCGGAAGAACGACUGCAAGAAGAGCAAGAAAUACUCUCGUCUCUCCUGUUUGCGGCGCCGCCGCCACCCCCAGAAGGUGGAUGAGAGUGACCUGAGCGAGGGCUUUGACUCUGACUCCAGCCAGGGCUCCAUAAAGGGCAGUGAUGGCUCAGAGAGUGGCUCUGAGAAGAGUGACGAGGAGGGAGAAGCUGCUUUUGAUGUGGAGACGGACUCUGACAUGAACAGCCAGGAAUCUCGCUCCGACUUGGAGGACAUGGAGGAUGAGCCGGGCGAGGAGGGAAGCGGCCGAGGCAAAAGUGGGCCCGAAGAGGCCUUAAAAAACUGUGUGGAUGGCAGUGGGCUGGGGGACUCCAAAAGCCUGAGCAGCUCUAAAAUGGAGGCUCCAGAUCCAGCAGUGAAUGGGCCUGUUUCCCUGAGCGCUAAUGACGCCAGUAUAGCCAGUAACCUCCAGGCCAUGUCCACCCAGCUGUUCCAGACCAAACGCUGCUUUCGCUUGGCUCCCACUUUCAGCAACAUCCUUCUGAAACCAAACAGUGAACCCUCUGCCUUGAAGGAUGGACUAGAAAGCAAGCCAUGUGUCAAUGGAGAUCUGGAGAAGCCCAGCUUGGCAGAACAAGAUGAUGUGUCAGACUCUGAGGAAAGCAUUUCAAGCAACAAAUCCUGCAGGAACGAGCGAUCCCUUCAGGAGAAGCUGGAGAUCAUGACCAACGAAGGGCUGCUUCUCACUGUCAAGGUCUUCCUGGACUGGCUGAGGACAAACACAGACCUCAUCAUCAUGUGUGCUCAGAGCUCUCAGAGCCUGUGGAACAGGCUGUCUGUGCUCCUGAACCUUCUGCCUUCUGCUGCAGACCUGCAGGAAUCAGGGCUGGCCCUGUGUAAUGAGGUCAAGGACAUCCUGAAUGAUGCUGAGCUCCCAGACCUGAAAGCCAACUUGCUGCUCCCAGAAGACGUGGCCCUACGAAACCUUCCCCCUCUGAAAAAUGCCCACAAGAGGUUUAACUUUGAGCAGGACCGACCCAUUUUCUCAGCAGUUGAGGAGGCCGUGGUUCGGAUCUGCUGCAUCCGGAGCUUUGGGCACUUCAUCACCCACCUGCAAGGCAGCAUCCUGCAGUUCAACUCAGAGCUUGGGAUCUUCAUCAGCAUCGCUCAGUCAGAGCAGGACAACUUGCUGCACCAGGCCCAGGCCCAGUUUCACAUGGCUGCAGAGGAGGCUCGUCGGAACAGGCUGAUGAGGGACAUGGCUCAGCUUCGCCUGCAGCUGGAGGUCUCUCAGCUGGAGGGAAGUCUCCAGCAGCCCAAAGCACAGUCAGCCAUGUCUCCUUACCUUGUCCCAGACACCCAGGCCCUCUGCCAGCACCUGGCUGUGGUCAAGCAGUUGGCCACCAGUGGGAGGUUCAUCAUCAUCAUCCCUCGAACAGUGAUCGAUGGGUUGGACUUCCUGAAGAAGGAGAACGCAGGUGCCCGGGACAGCAUCCGGUAUCUGGAGGCAGAAUUUAAAAAGGGAAACAGGUACAUCCGUUGCCAGAAGGAUGUUGGGAAGAGCUUUGAGAGGCAUAAAUUGAAGAGACAAGAUUUAGAUGCCUGGAAUCUCUAUAAAAUACUGGACAGCUGCAAACAACUGACAGUGUCCCAAGGGAGUGGAGAGGAUGACACCACAGGCAUGGUCACCAUCAUCACUGGCUUCCAGCUGGAGGACCCAAGCACGUUCUCAGCGCCCAUGCAGUCUGCCCUGCAGGCAGCUGCCAGUGCCAGCGUAGAAAUAAAAAACGUUCUGGAGUUCUACAAGCAGUGGAAGGAGAUGGGCUGAUGUCCAGCAGAGCUUCGGGUUGGUGAACCUUUCUCUCCCCCUCUCGGAACGUGCAGCGUCUGAACGAAGGAAACAAAAAUCCGGGCGACACUUACGACACGAAGAAGCAGCAGCAGCAGCAACAGAACUUACCUACCAAAAAAAGGAAAAACAUUUUAAAAAAGAAAAAAAAAAAAGAAAAAAAAAAAGAAAAAAAUAAAAAAAAAAGGAACGAAAGCAAAACCUCCUGUGGCUGGGGCAGGCACAGAGACACUCUCCACCUGAAUCCCGACCAGACGGCUGCAGAUCUCCAGCUGCUCUGAGAAGAGAGAAGCCCCCAGCGUGGCUGGGGUGGAGCUCUGCCCUUCUCCCCACAGCAGAUGUGGGUGAGAGAGGGGAGGUGGGUCCUUCCUCCCCCUCCUCCCCAGGCCCACCCGAGGUGGGCAGGUGGCUUCUGAAGCCAGGACUUGAGUGAAACCAAACCAGCUCAGCAGAAACGGAGCCCUCCUGGCUUGGGAAAGAAGAUCCAAAGAGUGUUCAGCUCUUGUUUGGCAAUCUGGUGACAGGAAAGCAGAUACUCUAUUCAUUCUUUUUGGUUUUUUUUCCCUCUCCACACCUUUGAAUUAAUGAAUUUUCAAGGGUUGUUUUGGUUUUUUUUUUUUCCUUUAAUUUCUUAGUUUUUAUAAAUAUAAAUAAUAUUAAAAAAACCAAACAAGCAGGAGUUCCUUUGGGGUUAUGGAUACUCUUCCAGAGUCAGAGAGAAAAGGAAACAAUUAUGCUAUUUAAAAGGGGGGGAAAGCUCUUAAUAUAAUUUUUUUUUUCUUUGAAUAAGCAUAUUUAUUUCCUUUCCCUGUCCCCCAGGGAGGGGACUCAGUGCAAAGGGGUGUUGGCCUGCAAGGCAAGAGCAGUCCCAAGUGCCCUGAUGGGCCUGGUGCACGUCCUGGCUCUCCCUCCAAGCUGUGUCCCCGUGAGCACCAGGAGCCUGGCCAGGCUGUGAGGGAGGUGAAGAGGACUCUGUGUCUCCUGCCUCAGUCCCUCCCACUUCUUUGCUUCCAGCAUUCAACCUUGGAGAAAAGGAGUGGAAGCCAGCAGAGCUGCUGGAAGAGAGAGAAGAGCCAAGUGGGAUUUAAACACCAGUAAGGCUUCACCACUUGGUUUGAGUGCUGUGACCCUGGGGUGCAGCAGACAUCUCCAAGGACCCAAGGCCUCUGCCUUUUUUGUUGGUUGUUCUUCUUGUUUUCCCUUUUAUUUUUUUCCAUUUUCUUUCUACAUCUUGCAGUGAAGUGUGGAGGAGGAAGGAGGAUCUCAAAGCCAUUCUCUCUUCUGCUGGUUGUUCUGACAACACCACUGCUGCUCCACCUAGAGAGGGUGACAGAACUUGAGUGUGUGUCCCCUCCUCACCCCCCCGGGGCAGGCAGAGGCAACACAGCCACCACCACCAAGCUCAAACCCUUCAGUGCUUUUAGCAUCCCAGAAAGAAGUCAUGAUGCCACCUGGACUGAUGCUGGCAGAGCCAAUUCUCCAUGUCACCUGUGACACCUUCAGACCUCCAUCCUGCCAGCAUCUCAAGCAGCUUGUGGCUGACAUCCUGCCACGUGCUGGGGCAUGGAGCUCCAGGACUGCAGAGCUGGGGGGGAUGAUCUGAACAUCUUUGUGGACUCAGUGUACCUCCUGCCAAUGCACUUGAGAAGCAGAUGGCUCCAUCCACACUGACUAACAGCAGCUAUGCAAGAAAAAACACUAGUCUUCUAUGUUCUUUCACAUGGACCAGCCAGAAGCUGCUACAAAAGGGGCUUUAAAGUGGCGAGACAAGUGACACGCUCCCAUCCGUGCAGACUUCCCAGCAUGAUGCCUAGUAUUGGAAUGGCAGGAUUUUUCCUUCUUUUCAGGUAAAAAGUAAAAAAAAACAGCAUGAGUCCCAGAUGCUUGAUUUAUAAUUCCAGUUUCAGUUCCCUGGCAGCAGGCAGCCUUGGAGCUCAGUGGGGAGAAGUGCUGAGUGACAGGGUCCUCACGGUGUGGGCUGGAGGGGGCAGAGGGGCAGGGUCUCCCUGAAGGCUUUUCCUUCUGCAGCUGCUCCUGAAAUUCACAGUGCUUUUCUAGGCUAAGCCAAGGAACCAGGAGCAGCAGAAGGGCAGGUGAAGGACAUCUUGGGUGUUCUUGGAGGCCUGAGGUGGGCUGUGAAGUUUGUCAGUCGUUCUGUCCUCCAGUUUGACCAGUGGUUUUAUUUGAAACCAUUUGUUUGUCUUGCUUGUUAUUUUUGUUUGAUGGGGUGGGAAAAGAAAAAAGAGUCACCCUGGGGGACUUGUCCUUUGGUGCAUGACCCAGAGUGAUGUGGUGGAGAGCAGUCACCUCCUCUCUGCCCUUCUGGUGACCUGUGGUGUGCUGCUCACUCAGGCUGGAAUACACUCCUCGUUGGGUGGAAGCUGAGCUGGAGGGUGGAGAACUGCUGGACUGGGCUUUAUUUGGUAAGGAAAGCACCCAGGUCUGUGCUGCAGAGCACACUGGAAGGGGCUGCAGUCUGCACCUCCCUUCUGGGGGUCUGCUGGAGCUGCAGCCUGGCCCUGUCUGCAGUCCCCAGAGGUUGGAUCGUUCCCCUCUGGCUGCGUGGUGCGAGGUGUGGGCUUGGGGCUGCUCUGGAAAGGAGCAUUGCUGGGCUGGGAUCACAACAGGGAGGAGCUGAAAGCAUCUCUCAGCUUUGCUCUGGGCCAGGUGGGAUCUUGAGGGGAGAAAAGAGCAAUGGAAAUAAAGCAGCAACCAGAAUGCCUGUCCUGCAGCUCCUGAGUGUCGCGGGUCACGCAGCUCCCGGGGGUGCGGGAUGAGAGCGGGGAGCCCAGUGCUGUGGGUGUUGGUGCUGUCACUGAGCAGGGUGGGAGCAGGAGCUCAGAGCCCAGGGCAGGAGCUGGGCUGACAGGGUCCAUCCGUGUCCUAACUUGGGUGGUGGCUGGGCUGGGCUGGAUGCAAAAGGCAGUUUAAGAACAAAAGUAAAUGGACUGGACGUUGCUGUAACAAGACCUUGGUGAGCUGCACUGAGCCCAGGUGGUGAAACCAGAGGACUUCUCCCUAAAAAGCAGCAAGGCUGUUGCCAUAACUCCUUCACAACCAUCCUUUAGAACCUGCCCUGCUCUCCUGAGGAGUUGUUAUAAUAUUACCCUGAAGUUUUGCACACCUGGAGAGGAGGAAAAAGCCCAGGCCCUGCAGCAGGGAGUUCCAGCUGCCCAGAGACAUCGCCCCAUACUUCGUACCCCUGGGCUGAGCAUGGAGGGACAAUGACCUCUUAAAAAAGGCACCAGGAGGAUCCCUGUGCUGCCCAGCUUCCUCUCUAGAACAUGCAAUUAUGGUUGAGGACCUGAGGAGUUUGUUUUGUUUUGGAUGUACUUCCCCAGUCAGAGAUACAUGAAGCUGAAAAAGUGGGAGACUUCAAACCUCUGGAACAGCAGGGCCAUGGGAAGGGUGGGGAGCUGUGUCCUCCAGCAAGUGUUGCCUUCUGCUGGAGGCUCAACAUGCCUUUAAGAUUGGGGUAGAGGAAGAUGCUUCUUAGUCCCAGUCCCAGCACUCACCAUGAGUUGAAGUCUCCUGGGUAUGAAUUGGUGCAGAUCUGCUACAUCCAAAGGCCAGUUUGCUCCACGUGGGAUUUGAUGCAUCACAUCCACAUCCCGAGAAGCCCAGCGCAGGAGGGUGGUGUCUCUGGCCUCUUGUGCUGGUUGCUGGUGCUGAGCAGUUCUCCAGGGCUGAAGAAGACUUGCAGGUCAGUGGGGAGCCUGCCCAGGGCUCCUGAGUGCCAUGGCUGGGGUGUCCUGGGAGAUCAGCACAGUGUUUUGAUGCCAUCCUCAGAGAGCCACAAACGAACUCACCAAAGCAACAGUGGAGCCAUGUGAGGAGCAGCCCUGCUGCACUGCUGAGCCAUCCAGGGCCAUUUCUGCACCAACCUGGGGCUUGCCAAGACCAGCUCUGAGCUAGUCCUGUGACACCCACUGUGCUGGGAAGGAGAGCAAGAAGAAAAACAGUCUUGUGGGCUGAAAGCUUUGGUUUUAAUGUGGGUUUUUGUGUUUCUUGAGUUUGAUUUGCUUUUGCUUACCACCAUGUUGAGCUCUCGGAAGUCUGUGGGGUGCCCCAGCUGGGAGGGGCAGGUUUGUGGUGGUUGAGGCUCGCUGGGUUUCCACUGGAGGCAGCACAGGGGCCAGGGACUGUCCCCAUGCCAUGGUUGGUGGACGUGGUCACUCUGGUGCUUGUUGGACUUGUGCUCGGUGGCUUCACGGGCUGUGCCAAGCAACUCUUCCUUCUGCUCCUGUCCUUGCUUGGCUCGAUGCCACCUGCAAUGCCUUGGAUUUUUGCCUGCAUCUUAGAUUUGUUUUUUUUUUUGUGUCCCUUCUUGGUGUCCUAGCAGAGCUGGCUGGUCUGGCUGGGGCAGAAAACAGGGUGGGGAAAACGAGGUGGCUGCAGAAAUGGAGCAGGAAAGGCAGGGGGUUGGCACAGGCUCCUGGUGUCGCUGCUCCUGCCUCUUGUCUCCUGGCAGGGAUGGGACUGUUGCCUGGUUUGAGGCGAGGGACAAUCAUCUCUCCCUCAGUCCUCCUUUUGUAGCACAAAAAACCCCCCCAGCCUGUGGGUCUGUGCUUGGAUGGCUCUUGCUGGGGGACCCAGGGGUGGUUGUUGGGCCCCACUGGGGCAAGGAGGAGCUCGGGGGCUCUCACAGCAUGUGUGACUGUGAUCCAACACCUUGACUAGCUUAAUAAAAUUCAAGAUGUUUGUA